AUGGUGGGAGAGGUGAGCCUAGAUCAGAAAGUCACCGAUGGCUGCAGACGACGGGUGGGUAACCAUCGACAGACUCCAAUCGCUGCUUUCGCCAAGCGGGUCCACCGAUGUGCUCCGUUAGGGCUUAUGGUCGUCGAGCCAGACUACGUGGAAGGUUUUUUACCUGCACCCUUGAGACCAAAAAGGCCACGGCGAUCACUUGCUGCCAAGCUCAAGGUCCAACCGAUCCCGUUCGACGGGAGCCCCAAUUCCCUACAGCCUGCAACCGAACCUGGAGCCGGACGCGCCUCCUGUCAAAGUAUUGUGGAAUCAAUGCAACAGCGGCAAGGCGCUUGCGAUGAUCGUGGUGAGAGGCUUGGCGACGAGUCAAGCGGGUGCGGCAUCAAUGGUUCCCCUCACGGCACUGCCAUUUGUAGCCCAUCCCUCGACAUACUGACGUACGAGUACCGAGGACCAACGUCGUCAAUACCGGAAAAUCAGCCGUUACAGUCAACACCGUCAGCCAUGGACGUCAGAACUCUUGCUUCCCCUUCGUUGGAGCCGAUAGGUGGGACGAAAGUGGCGAAAGGGCAUGGUGACUUGGAAAUGACAUCGGCGACCCUUGGUAGCUCAAGCCGAGGUAAGCAAGUGACCGAUGGGGGGACUGCGAUGGCGUCGUUCGAAGGUGAAGGCGGGAAGGCCCCAACAAGAAGCAACGAGGGAGCGAUAUUUCAAAGGAACACAACACACAUGCGCGAAACUACGGGAGGUGCUGCUAUUGGGUCUGGCAGAGGGUCAGAGGCGGAGGAGGAAAACGAAGGAGAAAACGACCCGCAUAUAGCGGACGGUAGCGAUGCUGGGGGACGCUUUGCUACAUGGCCAGCGUCAGAAAUGAUCAAAGGGGCUAAAACGACAUCGACGAUGACAAAGCAGGACUUCAGGGACGUGGUCAUACCGAUGGCCCUUCCCGGGGAGGCACAUCAGAUGGACUUUGGAGCCGCCGCGAAAGCUGUCGUUCUAGCUUCAGGAUCAUCCCGGUUCAACGUUUCCAGCGCCCCAUUCGUUAUUUUGCUGCACUUUUUCGAGACCUAUGCGUAUUCCCUGAUGACUUUUCAGGUGGAACAUUUCCGGAGAUUCGGUACUGCGCGGAAAAAAACAGCGAUCGGGAUGAGAAGAACUGGCUUUAACACUCGGAGGCUUACGAGUGGGAUCAUUUACCCCCUUGCCGUCCUUUUCCCGAAAGGGGUUAAACAGGGUUUCACGCGAACGAUACGCUAUACAUCAUUAGUCAGACCUGGAAAACCUACAGUACCUGAAAACCCCAACUUGUCGCACAGUAAUCGCGACUGUCGUAAUAUCAAACUUUUGAUGUCGCAGAUUCAACGCGCGUGGCGGGGAUACCUCGCUCGGACGGCGUUCUGGACAGAAGGUGGCGUCGGGCUCCACGCGGUUGCCACCAGGAUUCAACGGAUCUUUCGGGGCUGGCGUGGGAAGGUCCGUGCCGUGCAAGCCUUAUUGGAGAAGAGAGCACGAGCAGCUACGGUGAUUACGGCUUUGGGUCGAGGGUUCCAAGGUCGGCAGAAGGCCAGGCGACUACGCGUGAACUGGCACAACGCGGCAGCGGCGAAGAUCCAGGGCCACUUCCGAGCACGUGCAGCAAGGAGGUGGAUGGAGCAGCUUCAUCUCGUAGCGGCCAUUCGGGGGGCGACGCGAGUCCAAGCUGUCUGGAGAGGUUCUUCCGCCAGGAGACGAUUCCGCGUGCUCCACUUAGACCAAAGCAUGGAAGAGAAGUUUCUCAAAGGUGUGGGGUGGCAGGUUAAACUCCAUUGGUCUAGCUAG
Molecule: messenger RNA, 1818 nt
Organism: Ectocarpus sp. CCAP 1310/34
Lineage: Eukaryota; Phaeophyceae; Ectocarpales; Ectocarpaceae
Source: the annotation of a GenBank genome assembly